AUGUCGAAAAAAAAUGAGUUCAAGGAUGAUUCUAGUUCAGAAGCCCACAAAAAUGUAAAAGAUAAUGCUAAUCGUGAAGAACUUUAUCUUAAAACGAUUGCAAAAUUAAUUAAAUCUGGUAAAGCGAAGAACAUUGUUUUUAUGGCUGGUGCUGGAAUUUCUACUGCAGCAGGUUCGAAUCUUGUUGAAAAUACUCGAAUUCCCGACUUUCGUUCUCCUGGAACUGGUCUUUAUGACAAUCUUUCUAAAUAUAAUUUACCUCGACCUGAAUCUAUCUUUGAAAUUCAAUAUUUUAAGAAAAAUCCUGAACCAUUUUUUGAAUUAGCAAGAGAAUUAUAUCCUUCAAAAUUCCUGCCUACAUUAACACAUUAUUUCAUAAAACUCCUCCAUCAAAAAAAAGUUUUACUCCGUUGCUUCACUCAAAAUAUUGAUACAUUGGAACAAAUUGCGGGACUACCUGAAGAAGUUGUAGUUGAAGCUCAUGGUUCUUUUUCAAAGUCACAAUGUCUCAAAUGCAAAAAAAUGGUUGAACCUAAGUGGAUGAAAGAAACUAUUUUUAGCGGAGUAAUACCCAAAUGUUUGGGAUGUAAAGGAAUUGUUAAACCUUGUAUUACGUUCUUUGGAGAAAGUUUGCCUGAAAAAUUUUUCUUGCAUUUACCCGAUUUUAAUAAAUGUGACCUUCUUAUAGUUGCUGGUACAUCUCUACAAGUUCAACCAUUUUCUUUAUUGAUUGACUAUGUAAGCUCAAAGACUCCAAGAUUAUUGAUCAACCGAGAAAAAGUUGCAUGCUAUACUCCAGGCAUGGGAUUUGAUUUUAAUGGAAGUUUUUCAGACGUUCGGAGAGAUAUAUUUUAUGGAGGCAGCUGUGAUGAUGGUGAAGAGUUAGAAAAACUUCAUAAGGAAGGUCAUGAAAAAUUGAAAGAAGAGAAUAAAGAAUUGACCGAAGAAAAGAAGGUUGAAGUUAGCGAUGUUGACGCUUUGGCUGCAGAAUUUAUUAAAAAAGUCGAUAUCAGCGAAGUAGAAAAAUCUACUACAGAUAAAGUUGAUGAAGAUAAAAAAGAUGCAAAUAAAGAGGAUGCAAAUAAAGAGGAUGCAAAUAAAGAAGACGUAAAAGUUGAUAAGCUUGAGAAAAAGGAAGCGUUGGAAGAUAAGAGCAAGGAAGAGACCAAAUUAUGA
Dentiscutata erythropus is the source of this 1176-nucleotide messenger RNA. NCBI's taxonomy places the organism in Eukaryota, Fungi, Glomeromycota, Glomeromycetes, Diversisporales, Gigasporaceae. The record is from the annotation of a GenBank genome assembly.